Cydia amplana is the source of this 4156-nucleotide messenger RNA. It is a transcript of the gene syd, whose product is annotated as JNK-interacting protein 3. NCBI's taxonomy places the organism in Eukaryota, Metazoa, Arthropoda, Insecta, Lepidoptera, Tortricidae. The transcript is spliced from 25 exons. Gene Ontology annotation, biological process: vesicle-mediated transport. Gene Ontology annotation, molecular function: signaling receptor complex adaptor activity; kinesin binding; MAP kinase scaffold activity. The coding region runs from base 345 to 3968 and encodes 1207 amino acids. The record is from RefSeq and is a predicted model, not a curated record. Gene Ontology annotation, cellular component: cytoplasm.
UUCUAAAUGCAGAUCACACCCGGAAGUUAACAACCACAACGUCAAUCGUUAAAGAAACUUUUUUUUUCAUGUAGCGAAAAUACGUCAGUCAAACAAAUGGUGUGAACGUGAAAUCUAUCCUUCCCAUCUUUUCUGCUACAUAUUUACACAGUACCAUACGGCCGCAUCCCGUGUGACCACAGAAAUGCCUUAUACAAUAAUUUACUGAAGUCUCCAUCGAUCGCGUCAUCGGGACGUCUUGUACACAAAUCAACUUGUCUAACAUGUUUUCGCGUAAAAUUCAUUGAACGUCCUUGUGAGGGCUAAACGUAAUUUGUCUCGGAGUGACCUGGAGCGUCGUCAUCAUGAAUUUCGAGGACAGCGCGAGUAGUGGCUAUGUCACGGCGGAGACGAUAUACGGGACACACGAGGAUUCGCACGUCGUGAUGUCGGAGAAGGUCCAGACCCUGGCCGGGAGCAUAUACCAGGAGUUCGAGCGCAUGAUAGCGAGAUACGAUGAGGAUGUGGUGAAAACGCUGAUGCCGUUGCUGGUGAACGUGCUGGAGUGCCUGGACUCGGCGUACCAGACAAAUCAGGAGCACGAGGUGGAGCUGGAGCUGCUGCGGGAAGACAACGAGCAGCUGGUGACGCAGUACGAGCGCGAGAAGGCGGCCAGGAAGCACUCAGAGCAGAAGUUGCUAGAAGCCGAAGACCACUACGAGGGCGAACGAAAAGAGCUAACCGGACGAUUAGAGGCGUUGGACAGCAUCGUUCGCAUGCUGGAGCUCAAGCACAAGAACUCACUCGACCACGCCAGCAGGCUGGAGGAACGGGAGAAUGACCUCAAGAAGGAAUACGCGAAACUGCACGAACGCUACACCGAGCUGUUCAAGACGCAUAUGGACUACAUGGAGCGGACCAAGUUGCUGCUUAGCACCGCCAGCGAGCGCAGCGAAGUCCGCGGCCGGCUCGGCCUCAACCCCGUCGGCAGGUCCAGUGGUCCCAUAUCGUUCGGUUUCGCAUCGCUAGAAGGCUCCGUGCACAUAGUGGAGCAAACCGAGAGCAUCCCGGGCAGUCCCGUCAGCCUGUCGUCGUCACCACCAUCGCCGACCAUCGGCUCCGAGCUGGCCGCCGUGCGGACCGUAGAGAGGGCCCAUCAGACCGACCCCGUCACGCAACAGAGCCAGGCCACGUCACCAGUUGCCCCGAACCAGUCAUCCGUCAGCAAAUCGCAGACCAAGAGCGAGAAGCGAAGCGGCAACACGCUGUAUCAAGAGCUGUCCUUCCACGACACGGACGCGAGCAUCGCCGAGGGCGACGACGGUGCUGACAUAACGGGAAGCUGGGUGCACCCUGGCGAAUAUGCCUCCUCCGUUAACGACAACUACUUCGGAAUGGGCAAAGAAGUGGAGAACCUAAUCUUGGAGAAUAAUGAACUGCUCGCUACAAAGAACGCUCUGAACGUAGUGAAGGACGACCUCAUAGUGAAAGUGGACGAGCUGACCGGCGAGCAGGAGAUCCUCAGGGAGGAAGUGUCGAACCUCAGCGCGGCGAGGGAGAAGCUCAGGGAGAAAGUCACCCAGCUCGAGGAGGAGUUGAGACAUUUGAAGGAGACGGUCAGCAACAACGCGGGCGGCGAAAAUGAGGACGAAGCCGACGUGCCCAUGUCGCAGCGGAGGCGGUUCACGCGCGUCGAGAUGGCCAGAGUGCUCAUGGAGAGGAACCAGUACAAGGAGCGUUUCAUGGAGCUACAGGAUGCCGUACGCUGGACGGAGAUGGUGCGCGCGAGCCGCGUCGACUCCACCAUGGACAAGAAAAACAAGCAGAGCAUAUGGAAGUUUUUUAGUAACCUCUUCAGCGGGAACGAGCGGCCCGCGCGGCCCCUAUCCACGCCGCACCUGCGCGCGGUCGCCGCACCGCAGUCCGGCAUGCGGCACUCCCGUACCCAGGCGGACUUCCUCGAGACGCAGCUCACCGACCACCACCACCGCCGGCACGAGCGCAGCGAGCAGUUCCGACAGGUGCGGGCUCAUGUGCGUAAAGAGGACGGCCGAACGCAGGCGUACGGUUGGAGCCUGCCGGGCAAGACGGGGCAGGGUCAGAAGGGGCCAAGUCCGUGCACCUCCCUCUCCUCUGGCGGCGUUCCAGUGCCCGUUCCCGUGUUCUGCAGGCCCAUAGCGGAAAGCGAGCCUCGUAUGACGCUGCUGUGCGCUGCGGGAGUGAACCUCAGCGGCGGGCGCACCCCGGAUGGUGGCUGCAUGAUCGGUGAGAGCGUCUUCUACGCCAAAGAGGACGACAAGGACAACACGCUGUGUCUUGCGGAAGAAAUGAGCAAAGCGUCGCUGCACUCGCCCGAAGUGGAGCAGAUCAACCGGCAGCUGCAGUCGACGCAUAGCCUCGAGCACUCGGAGAAGAAUCUCUCUUCCUUCGUGUGGAUAUGCGCCAGCACGCAGAACAAGGGAGUUGUCAUGAUUAUCGACGCUAACAACCCCGCGGAAGUGCUAGAAUCCUUCCCACUAGGCGACAAGCACAUACUGUGCGUGGCGUCCGUGCCGGGUGCCGUCGCGGACGACUACACCGAGUACGAGGAGCGCAUGAGCGAGGGCGAGCACAAGCGGCACUCGUCACUGUUCUGUGUUGGCAAGAGCGAGUCGCAGGACAGCCAGAGCAACGGGCCGGUCGGCGAGAACGGCGAGAAGGAGGUCGUCGUUGGUGCUACUAGAUUGGUGCAAGCAACACUGUUAACGCCUCCCACGACGCCCGUUGCUGAACCGGAGCCGGCGCCGUCCGGGCCGCCCAAAGAGUCCGCCGUCAAGAACGUCGAGGAACCAGACACCGGCGCGCCGGAUAGUCCGCCGCUCAGCUCCACGCCAGUUAACAACGAACACCUAGGCUCCCCCGAGCCGGGCGUAGACGCGUUCGCUCAAGAGCAGUCGAACGCAGAGAGCCGCGCGGACGUGCCCGACCGCAAGAUGUCCACCGUGAUGGCCACCAUGUGGCUCGGCACCAAGAGCGGCCACUUGUACGUGCACUCAGCCAUGGGCAACUACAGCAAGUGCCUCGCCAGGGUAAAAUUAAACGACGCCAUACUAUCCAUAGUAGCGUGCGCGUCACGUUGCAUGGUCGCCCUAGCGGACGGUACAGUGGCCAUAUUCAUGCGACAAGCAGACGGACAAUGGGACUUCACGCAAUACUGGCUCAUGACGCUUGGUGACCCCAAGUGCUCUGUGCGCUGCCUAAGCGCGGUAGGGUGCACGGUGUGGUGCGGGUACCGCAACAAGGUGCACGUGAUCGACCCGCGGUCCCGGCAGGCGCUGCACUCGCUCGACGCGCACCCGCGCCAAGAGAGCCAGGUGCGGCAGAUGGCCGCCGACGGGGACGGAGUAUGGGUGUCAAUAAAAAUGGACUCAACUCUGCGCUUGUACCACGCGCAUACCUACCAACACCUGAAGGAUGUAGACAUCGAACCAUACGUUAGCAAAAUGCUGGGCACCGGCAAACUAGGUUUCUCUCUGGUCCGUAUCACGGCGCUCCUCAUCAGCUCGGGCCGUCUGUGGAUCGGCACCAGCAACGGCGUCGUCAUAUCCGUGCCCCUGUCGGAGGGCAGCCGCGAGCCUGCGCCGGCCGCCGGCUCCUUACCGGGUCACGCAUCCCUAGUACGAGCGCGGUCCACGUCCCCAACCGGUGCCAUCCCGUGGUGCUCCAUGGCGCACGCGCAGCUCUCGUUCCACGGGCACCGCGACGCCGUGACGUUCUUCGUGGCGGUGCCGGGCGCGGCCGACUCCCCCGCGCGCUCGCCCGACUCGCGCCGCGGACCGCCCAUGCUCGUCAUAUCCGGCGGGGAGGGGUACAUCGACUUUAGAAUAGCCGACUCAGAAAUGGAGGACAGUGUGGUGGUGGCCGAGGACGGGUCCUCAAGCGGGCACAGCUCCCUGGCGGAGCGGGCCUCCAAGAGCCACCUCAUCGUGUGGCAGGUGGCCACCGCCUAACGCACGCCGCGCCGGCGGCUCGCGUCCGAUGACUUCGUCUACGUGUGCACCACCGCUAAACCGGCGACGCUCAUCAUGUGAAUAGGUAAUAUCAACUGUUGCGCGCACCUGACUGAUCGACUUUACGUGUGUACGAGUUUGAAUCUUAGCCUGAUGGAAUUAAAGGUGAAAACGCAUUAAGACGUAGC